Emericellopsis cladophorae is the source of this 231-nucleotide messenger RNA. Its product is annotated as 4F5 domain protein. The transcript has 2 exons. NCBI's taxonomy places the organism in Eukaryota, Fungi, Ascomycota, Sordariomycetes, Hypocreales, Bionectriaceae. Bases 1 to 231 code for a protein of 76 amino acids. The record is from RefSeq and is a predicted model, not a curated record.
AUGGCUCGUGGCAACCAACGCGAAAAGUCCCGCGAGGCGAACCUCAAGAAACAAGCCGCGCAGAAGAAGGGAAAUAAUUUGAGCGGUACGGAAAUGCAGCGUAGCAAGGAGGCUGCCGCGGAGAUCAUGAGGCAAAAGCAAGCUGCGGGUAUGUCACAUCUCUGCUCCAAGAGGUUCCUUCUGAUCAAGCUUGCAGCCGAGGCCAAAAAGGCUGCCGCCGACAAGAAAUGA